GCUGUCAUUGUUGUUUUUUUUCUCUCGUCAAGACCAGCAGAAAUUUUUUGAACCGCAUAAAAAGUGGAAAAAAAUCUUUAAAAAUCCCAAGAAUCCAAAGGAAAUAUAAAAGUUUGUUUUUAAUUUCCCCUUGAAUAAAGAAUUUUUAAUAGAAAACCGUACAACUGAUUAAAAAUAGACAAUAUUAUUAACGUUUCUAUGGCCUUAAAUGGAGUCUUCUUCGACAGCCAGUUUACCCCAGAUGAACAGUAUAACAAACAUUGCCUCAUCCUCUACACUAAAUGCAUCACCCUCAUUUGAGGAUGAAGCCAUGGUACAAUGUCCCACAUGUGAUGCCAAAUUACAUCGUUAUGAAGUGGCCAAACAUUGUGAAGAAGAAAUGCAACGCCUGAAAGAACUACAGACACAUGCCCUCAUAGAAUCUCGCAUUAAACCCGAAGAUGAUGAUAGCACUCCACCGGAGGCUGACGAGGCGGGACGUUCCACGUCAAAUGGACAGUCUUCAUCAGAAAAACGUAAACCUUGGACUGUCUUUCAGAGAGUGCAGAGGAAUCGUCAGUCACGCAUGAAGCAACGCAAUCGAAAACGACCAUUGGCUCCCGAACAUCCAUGUCCUGUAUGCAAUUUACAUUUCCCACAGGAUGAAAUACAACAACAUGCCGAAGACUGCCUAAGGCGAAGCAGACGUACUGCCAAUGGACGCAGUAAUAGUGAUGAACAUUCCAGUAAUGAUGACGAUGAUGUGGGUGGUGGUGGCGAAGAGUACGAGGAAUACGAAUGGGCGGGACAAAAACGUAUACGAGUUUCUAGUCUACUGCAGGGCGGCUAUGCUGCUAUAGGCAUUGGCCAGCCAUUGACAAAUGGCAGCAGCGUGAGUAGUGGGCAACGUUUAAAUGGCCACCAAGAUGAGGACGAAGAUGAUGAAGAUCUUAAUGUUGAUGAAGAUGAUACACAAAUCUAUGGACCAGCACAAUAUGGCGAAAGUGAUGUUAUACCAUCACAUAUACUCAAUGAAGAUGAAAGUGAUGUGACUUCCUACAUGAGACGUUUAAUAACAAACGGUUCAUCAUCACACACACAGUUGGUCACAAAUUUAGAAAAUACCCACCACCAACGCCACAAUGACAACUUAAGUUCACCACAACACAUCUUAGGCGGGAGUGAAAUGACAACAACAACAACAACAUCGGCUGUAACAACAGCUCCUGGUGUAGUAGAGACCAACACUGAAACUGCCGUCCAGCCCUCAACACCUGCUCAUUAUCAACAAAUUAUAGACUCUUUGAAGGCCAAACUAAGGCAUUAUGAACAGCAGCAUGUUCCGGGCAAGUAUAAAUGUCUCAUUUGUCUAGAUGAUUAUCGUAAUCCCGCCAUAUCGGUGGCUUGCUGGCAUGUGCACUGCGAACAAUGUUGGUUACGUUCCUUGGGUGCCCGCAAACUGUGUCCGCAAUGUAAUUUGAUAACAACUCCAAAAGAUUUAAGACGUAUUUAUAUGUAAGCAAAUACCUAACUACAUAAAUAAGUAAUGUAAAAUGAUAUUUGCUUCUUAAAUUAUUAGAAUAUUUAAAUAAUAAUUGUCAGUUUUAACGGGUAUGUUUUACACAUCCAUAAAGCUUGUUAGAGAGUUUAUUUCACUUCACUUUUAUUAUGUUAUAUUACUAUCCAUUUAUUUCACUAACAAGCCUUAUGUACAUGUUUAACUUACCGGCUACUUUUUUUAAAGCA
This is a messenger RNA of Lucilia sericata (common green bottle fly), 1725 nucleotides long. It is a transcript of the gene RNF220, whose product is annotated as E3 ubiquitin-protein ligase RNF220. Bases 209 to 1498 code for a protein of 429 amino acids. Lineage: Eukaryota; Metazoa; Arthropoda; Insecta; Diptera; Calliphoridae. The record is from RefSeq and is a predicted model, not a curated record. The transcript is spliced from 2 exons. Gene Ontology annotation, molecular function: metal ion binding; ubiquitin protein ligase activity. Gene Ontology annotation, biological process: protein ubiquitination.